AUGAACCCACUACAAAAAUCAUCUGCAUUCUUAAUAAUAUCAAUCCUUCUCAUUAUAACAUCAUCCCCUCUGAGAGUAAUUUCACAAAAAACUUUAACAGAAACGGAAGUGGUAGUAACAACGAUACAAGCUCCAGAUGUGACGAUCGCAGUACCUCCACCGGAUGCUAAUCCAACUGAAACGGUAAUCAUCGGUCAACCCAAAGAACCUGCUAAAGCACCGGGACCUGCUCCCGCUGAAGAACCAAAAGCUCCCGUACCCAAUGAGCAACCCAAAGAACAACCCAAAGAACCACAGGAACCUAAAGUCACUCCUCCUCCACAAUCUAAAAGUCCUCCUGAGAAACAAUCUGAUUCAACAAAUUCAUCUAAAAGCGGUGUUGUUGUGUUAACCGGUAGCGCGCCCACACCUACCAACCUCGGCAAUGUUAAUAUUGUAGAAUGGAAUUUAAUAGGUGUUAAUAUCAUUAUUGGUGGAUUAAUCACGUUCUUUAUGAACGCUUGGGUUUUAUAA
Funneliformis mosseae is the source of this 513-nucleotide messenger RNA. The record is from the annotation of a GenBank genome assembly. NCBI's taxonomy places the organism in Eukaryota, Fungi, Glomeromycota, Glomeromycetes, Glomerales, Glomeraceae.